This is a messenger RNA of Conger conger (European conger), 4367 nucleotides long. RefSeq names its product myosin binding protein C3 (gene mybpc3). Lineage: Eukaryota; Metazoa; Chordata; Actinopteri; Anguilliformes; Congridae. Gene Ontology annotation, molecular function: protein binding. Bases 149 to 4144 code for a protein of 1331 amino acids. The transcript is spliced from 32 exons. The record is from RefSeq and is a predicted model, not a curated record.
AGCCAGGGUGUGCACCAUCACACUGGGAAAUAAAAGGGGUGGGUGGAUACUCCAGCCUCACUUUGGGAGAGGGGUCGAGAGGUUUAUUAACGCCACAGACCGUGGGCUGUAAAUUCUGUCUUUCAAGACACAGAAGGACUCAAUAAACAUGCCGGAGCCACUCAAAAAACCAGCCUCUGCCUUCAAGAAGAAACCGAAGACGACUGAGGCCCUGAUCGGAGGAGACGCUGUGUUCAACGCAGAGACGGAGAAGCCAGCCGCCAAGGUGAAAUGGCAGAAGGACUCCGCAGACAUCACCAACGGUGAUAAAUACGUCAUCGGCAUUGAUGGGAAUAGGCACUCGCUCACCAUCAGAAACAUCACCAAGGAAGACGGUGCAGUUUACGCUGUGAUCGCUGCCAGUUCAAAGGUCAAAUUUGAGCUCAAGGUCAAGGAACACGGAGAGCAAGCGGAAAAUGGCUGCAGUGGCAUUCAAGAUCCACCACCUGCUCCAGCAGAAGAACCUGCUCCACCUCCAGCAGAAGAACCUGCUCCAUCUCCAACAGAACAACCUGCUCCACCUCCAGCAGAAGAACCUGCUCCACCACCAGCAGAAAAACCUGCUCCACCACCAGCAGAAGAACCUGCUCCACCACCAGCAGAAAAACCUGCUCCACCUCCAGCAGAACAACCUGCUCCACCACCAGCAGAAGAACCUGCUCCACCUCCAGCAGAACAACCUGCUCCAUCUCCAGCUCCUGCAGGAGACCCUGGUGUAGAGCCAGCUCCAGCCCCUGCUCCAGCUGUGGGACAGCAGGAGAGUGCAGCUCCAGAGCAUUUGUCAGAGAACCAGCUGCCAGACACGAGGCAGGACCUGACUGGACUCUUCAUGGAGAAACCACAGAGCGGGGAGGUGAAUGUAGGUCGAAACAUCACAUUCACGGCCAGGGUGUGUUCCUCCACCCUGCUGAAGAAGCCCACGGUCCGCUGGUUCAAGGGGAAGUGGAUGGACCUGGCCAGCAAGGCUGGCAAACACCUGCAGCUGAAGGAACUGUAUGACCGCAACACCAAGGUGUACACCUUUGAGAUGCAGAUCAUCGGAGCCAAGCCCAACUACGCCGGCGGAUACAGAUGUGAAGUGUCUUCCAGAGAUAAAUUUGACAGCUGUAACUUUGAACUGGCCGUGCACGAGGGCCCGUCCGUAGGAGAGGUGGAUAUCCGUGCAGCGUUCAGGCGCACUAGCCUCGACGGAAGUGAGCAAGCAGGGGAGCUGGACUUCAGCGCUCUACUGAAGAAAAGAGACAGUUUUUUAAAAGCAUCGCCUAGAGCUGUGCAGGUCAACACAGCGCCUGAAGUGGACGUCUGGGAGAUCCUUCAGAAGGCACCACCCUCAGAAUACGAGAAGAUUGCCUUCCAGUAUGGCAUCACUGACCUCCGCGGUAUGCUGAAGAGACUGAAGAAGAUGAAGAAGGAGGAGAAGAAGAGUGAAGCAUUUCUGAAGAAGUUGGACCCUGCCUACCAGGUAGAGAAGGGUCACAAAAUCAAGCUUUCCAUUGAAGUGGCCAACCCGGAUGCAGAGGUGAAAUGGUUGAAGAAUGGUCAGGAAAUCCAUCCAAGUGGGAGCAAGUACAUCUUUGAAAGCAUUGGCAACAAGCGGCUGCUCACUAUUAAUCACUGUUCAUUGGCUGAUGAUGCUGCCUACACCUGUAUGAUCGGAGACGAGAAGUGCUUCACAGAACUCUUUGUCAAAGAGCCCCCCAUCCUCAUAGUGCGUAACCUGGAGGACCAGAUGGUGAUGAAGGGAGAGCGUGUGGAGUUUGAGUGCGAGGUGUCUGAGGAGGGCGCCCCUGUCAAGUGGGAAAAGGACGGUGUCGAGCUGACGAGGGAAGAAGCGUUCAAGUACCGCUUCAAGAAGGAUGGAACGAAGCACGUGCUGAUUAUCAACGAGGCCACCAAAGAGGACUGUGGUCACUACACGGUGAAGACCAACGGGGGAGAGUCCAUGGCUGAACUGCUGGUGCAGGAGAAACAGCUGGAGGUGUAUCAGAGCAUUGCAGACCUGACGGUGAAGGCCAAAGAGGAGGCGGUGUUCAAGUGUGAAGUUUCGGAUGAGGCCGUGAAGGGCGUCUGGUACAAAAAUGGUGUGGAAGUGAAACCCGAUGCCAGGACCCACAUCACGCAUGUCGGCAGGAUCCAUAAGUUGGCCUUUGAUGAUGUUAAACCUGAAGAUGAGGGAGACUACACGUUUGUUCCUGAGGGAUAUGCAUUCAACCUCUCAGCUAAACUCAACUUUCUUGAGGUCAAGAUUGACUAUGUUCCUCGACAAGAUCCACCAAAAAUCCACCUGGACUGUGUGGGCCACACAGCCGAGUCCACCAUCGUGGUGGUGGCAGGCAACAAGCUCCGACUCGAUGUGCCUAUAACCGGAGACCCGGCCCCCACCGUGGUCUGGACCAAGUCUGAGAAGGUGAUUGCAGACGCUGACGGCCGGGUGCAUGUGGAGAGCACAAAGGGCCACUGCAUCUUCACCAUCGAGGGCACGGAGCGGCAGGACGAGGGCGUCUACUCCGUCAUCGUGCGGAAUCCGGCGGGAGAGGACACUGCUGACAUCACCGUCAAAGUGGUCGACGUACCCGACCCCCCCCAGGCCCCUAAAGUCCUCAGUGUCGGUGAAGAUUCCUGCGUGGUGACAUGGGAGCCCCCACUGUUUGAUGGUGGCCAACCAGUCCAGGGCUAUGUUAUCGAGAGGAAGAAGAAGAAGAGCUAUCGCUGGAUGAGGCUGAAUUAUGAUGUAUAUAAGGAGACCACCUAUGAGGCCAGGAGGAUGAUCGAGGGCGUGGAGUACGAGAUGAGGGUCUAUGCGGUGAACGCCAUCGGCAUGUCAUGCCACAGCCCCGCCUCCCAGCCGUUUGUGCCAAUCGCUCCCACCAGCGAGCCCACUGGUCUGAGUGUGGACGACAUCAGCGACACCUCCAUCUCCCUGAAGUGGAGAGCCCCAGAGCGCAUGGGCUCCACGCCCUUCAACGGCUACGGGAUCGAGUACUGCAAGGAAGGCUCGGACGAGUGGAUCCCGGCCAUGGAGGGUCUGACAGACCGCAACUCGGCCAUCAUCCGGGACCUCCCAACGGGUGAGAGGAUGCAGUUUCGGGUUCGAGCCUACAACCAGGCUGGCCCCAGCGAACCCGCCAGUCUGGCCCAGGCCGUCACUAUCCAGGAAAUCAUGCAGCGCCCCAAAAUCUGGCUCCCUCGAAAUCUGCGUCAGACUCUGGUGAAGAAGGUGGGAGAAACGAUAAACCUAGUGAUCCCCUUCCAGGGAAAACCUCGGCCGAAGGUUACCUGGACUAAGGAUGGGGAGCCUCUCGACCCCAAGCAGGUGAGCAUCCGGAACAGUGACACGGACUCCAUCCUGUUCAUCCGCACGUCCAAGCACCAAGACUCCGGGGUCUACGAGGUGCAGGUUCAGAUCGAGAACGUGGAGGACAAGGCCACCGUCACCAUAAAGAUCGUGGACUUGCCAGGCCCUCCUCUGGACCUGAAGAUUAUGGACGUGUGGGGCUUCAAUGUGGCCCUGGAGUGGAAACCACCCAAGAACAACGGGAACUGUGACAUCACAGGCUACACCAUCCAGAAAGCAGACAAGAAGACCAUGGAGUGGUUCAAUGUGUUUGAGCACUAUCGGCGCACUAACUGCGUGGCCUCUGACCUCAUCAUGGGCAAUGAGUACAUAUUCCGCGUCUACGCUGCCAACAUGGUGGGCCUGAGUACGGAGCCCUGCUGCUCCAAGGACAGUGCCUACAUCCAGAAGACAGGAAUAGAUUACAAGCCACCGGUCUACAAAGAGCACAACUUCUUGGAGGCCCCAAAGUUCACACACCCCCUGGUGAGCCGUUCAGUGAUAGCAGGGUACAAUGCCACCUUGAGCUGCUCAGUGAGAGGCAUCCCGAAGCCCAAAGUGAUCUGGUACAAGAACAAAGUGGACAUCUCCCAGGAAGCCAAAUACAGGAUGUUCAGCAAGCAGGGGGUCCUGACUCUGGAGAUCCGCAAGCCAUGCCCCUUCGAUGGGGGCGUGUACACGUGCAAAGCCAUCAACGAGUCUGGAGAAGACGCCGUGGAGUGCAAGCUGGAAGUCCGAUCUCAAGUCACCAAAGAAGAUACAAAGAAAUGAGAGAGAGAGAGAAGUUUCCCUGGCAACAGAGUCCUGAGCACCCUCGUGAUGAAAGUGAUCUUUCAGAAGAAUAUUUUAUUGCAGUUCAUUCAUGUUCAUUCAUUCAGUGUGCCAUAUUGCGGUUUGUGUUCUUGUGUGUCAUAGCACCACCAGUAGUGAGACGGCAUGAUCUUGUGAGAAUUUGUGUUUUUUGAUUCAUGUAGCUCGCUGUGUAACGUGCAGU